Molecule: messenger RNA, 1251 nt
Organism: Conger conger (European conger)
Lineage: Eukaryota; Metazoa; Chordata; Actinopteri; Anguilliformes; Congridae
Product: relaxin-3 receptor 2-like
Exons: 1
Coding region: 1-1251 (416 amino acids)
Biological process (GO): G protein-coupled receptor signaling pathway; immune response
Cellular component (GO): membrane
Molecular function (GO): G protein-coupled receptor activity
Source: RefSeq, a predicted model, not a curated record
AUGAGCGCUCUUGGCCACCAGAGGCUGAAAUACUUCAACAUGACCUUUGACCUAUGCCGCGAUUGGCCGGUCUGCAACCGCACGGAGGCCAUUCCCCGUAACCUCUCGCACGCGCUGGAACCGCGGGAACCGUAUGACCUGGGUGACGACUCGUCUUGGCUACGCUUCCUCAUCGCCACGGUGUACUUCGCCGUCUCCGCGGUGGGGCUUGUGGGCAACGCCACGGUGCUGUUCCUCCUCCGCCCCGGAGGGGGCGCCACCAAGGGGGCCAUCGACCUGUUUGUGGUGAACCUGGCGGCGGCGGACCUGCUGUUCUCGGCCGCCAUGCCGCUGUGGGCGGUGGACACGGCGCUGGACUACCGCUGGCCGUUCGGCGGCCUGGCCUGCAAAAUGGCCUCCUUCCUCACGUCCCUCAACGUCUUCGCCAGCGUGCUCUUCCUGGCCGCCAUGAGCGUGACGCGGUACUGCAGCGUGGCGCUGGCCCUGCGGCCCGGCGGGGCGAGGGCGGGCGGGAGGGCGCGGCCGGGGCGCGCCCCUCUCCUCGGGAGCGUGCUGAUCUGGGCGGGGUCGGUGCUGGCCGCCGCCCCCCGGGCUGCGUUUGCGGAGGUGGCGGAGGUGGGGGGGGACUCGGUGUGCCUCCUGCAUUUCCCCCAGGGCACCUACUGGCUGGGCCUGCACCACCUCCUGCGGGUGGUCCUGGGCUUCCUCCUGCCCUACGCGGUCAUCGUCCUCUCCUACCUGCUGCUGCUGCGCUUCCUGUGCAACCACGGCGACCGCGGGGGCCGUCGCCGGGCGCGGGUCUCCCGCUCGGUCGCCGCGGUGAUCCUGGCGUUCUGCGUCUGCUGGCUGCCCAACAACGUGCUGACCGUCUGGAGCCUGCUGGUGCACCUGGACGCCGUCACCUGGAGCGCGGCCUUCUACGCGGCGCACACCUACGUGUUCCCGCUGACGGCCUGCCUGGCGCAGGCCAACGGCUGCCUGAACCCCGCGCUGUACUGCCUGAUGCGCCGCGAGCACCGCAGGGCCCUGGGGAGCCUGCUCUGCGGGCCCAGACUCUCCGCCGCCUUCAAGGCCUGUCUGUCCGCGCUGGGCUGCAGCCGCGGGGGGGCGGGAGGCCGGGGGGGGGGGCUCGCCCUGCCGCUCCACAGCCGGGAGAGCCAGAGCGCCACCAAACCGCCCCGCGCCGUCCCACCCUCCACCAGCCUCACCACCGCACCCAGCCCCAAGAGCUCUGGCCUCAGCCAUGAGUGA